AUGGUGGUCUUGGAGCACGAUCGCGCCUUUGUUCGUGUAAGUUUCAAUGAUCCCAGCUACAGAUUUUACAUCUGGAUGGGACUGGAGGGUCUUGGAUCCGAUGGCCAUUUUACGACGCCUGAGUUGUCUAGUGAUCACUCGGUCGAAGAAAUGGUCGAAUUGAUCACCGCUGCUGUCCCCAAUGCCAGUGACUACAACUUGGCUUUUGAUGUCCGUGUGUUCAAUAAUUCUGAAGUGAUCGAGUGGGUUAAAAAGUAUAACUACUGGAUAAAGAACUACUACAACUCUGGUGGGUCUCAAGCCGACGCAUCGUCUGCGUGGGCGACAUACACUGCAGCUUCACAUGGCGACCAGUAUCCACCGGUAGGUGGGGGCUCGGACGGUUUUUACUAUAACGUUGGACAAGACAGGGACGGCUCGGAUGGCUCAGCUCCAGAUGUUGGUCAGGGCAUGGAGAUAUCGCUUCGAAAUGUCAGCGUUGUGCCCAACUUCUUGGAUGUCUUCGUGGUGGGAGAUGAUCCGACUGAUAGCUCGUCAUCGAAUAUGACUUGGACAGCUCGUGGUAGUGAACUGCGCUUCCAGUUAUCUCCACUCAAUCUGAGCACAUUCGAGUACGUGCCACCCCCACCGUACGUGAAUCUGACUUGGAGUGAAGACAUACCGGAGAAUCCUCACUGGAAUGGUACGGAUGGUGGCAUUUUAAGCAUCUGCGACCAGUGUGAAGAAGCGUACCGCGCGUGUGAUAACAGUAUUUCCUGUAAGAUCGGGCUGCGAGCGUACCUUCAAGAGGCUCUGUCUUCGAGUCGCUUCGAGCCAUACGAAAUCCCAGACGAUACUAUGUCUAACUACAACCGAAGACUGUGGGGUACGGGUAUGACGUCUUCCUGA
Molecule: messenger RNA, 888 nt
Organism: Phytophthora infestans T30-4
Lineage: Eukaryota; Oomycota; Peronosporomycetes; Peronosporales; Peronosporaceae
Exons: 3
Coding region: 1-888 (295 amino acids)
Source: RefSeq, a predicted model, not a curated record